GGGAGCGGCGACGCGAGGGUGAGGGCGGCGGCGGCGCUCGGUGCGGGCCGCAUCGCCCCGCGGGCACUGGUGCUCGCCGGGGUUGGGCGGCAGGAGGCGGCGGUGUCGGCAGCAGCAGUAGCUCGCUGCAGCUGCUGCUGAGAGGGCGGUGGCCCUGCGCCGCUGCCACAAUGCCCCUCUCACAGAGCAGGGCUGGGCAGGUGCCGUGCAGUAGCAAGGUGUGCAGGAACCUCUUUGGCCCUGUGGACCACGACCAGCUCCAGAAUGACUUUGAAGACCUGUUGAGGCAACACCUGGAAGAAGCUCAGCACCGCUGGAACUUCAACUUUGAGACAGAGACACCACUGGAAGGACACUUCAAGUGGGAGAGAGUACUCCUGGCUGAGCAGCCUUCCCAGGAGGUCCUCAGCCUUGGCAAGGCCACCAGCAGCGAGAGCAGGAGCUCCUUGGCCCACAAGGUCCCAUCUAAGGACCGUCUUGGUGGGUCUCAUGCCGAGGCGUCUCAGCGGAGCUCAGAGAUUGGCAGGGCUGGUUCUCCACAGCACUUGAAACGUGGGCAGACCACCAUUAAAGACUUCUACAGCUCCAAGCGGAGGGUUGUCCGUGACAAGCCCAGGCUGUGACUGCUGCCAUCUGGGACAGAUGCUGAUGUGCCCUGGGGGUAGCUCUGGCUCUUUCCCCCACCCUGUACUGUGUAAGUUCUGUGUAUCAAGCAAUGUUGAGUCUGUAGUUCCCUAUUUAUGAGUAGCUCUGGGGUCCUGAGGGACCUUCACUGUGUGCAAUGUAUAAAGAAGAGUAGGAGCCCAUGUUGAAGAUUGCAGCCUUGCCAAAGGGAUUGAAGAGGACUGAAAGGGCGCACGUGGGACCGUCCAAGUCUAUCCUCUGUCCUGUGUUGGUAGGACCAAGCACUGUCCUUGCACCAUUUUUGCACUAUCCUGCUGUCCAACCAUGGUUCUUCCCUGCCUGAUGGCCAGCUAUGGAGGAUGUGUCAGCUCUGUGGCACCAGAAUUCAUCAAGGUCACCAAUAUGGAUUGUAGAGCGGUGGGACAGCCUGGCACAGAGUACACAGCAUCACUGGCAUGUGGUGCUGGCACAGCAGGAUGGACAUGUCUUGGUGAGCCUUCCCCCACAUGGGGAAGCACAGCAAUGCUGGGGGCUGCUCCUUCCCCCAGAAAGGAGGUGCUGGUACCUGGACAGCCCUUCCUCUGGGUGGCUCUGUGAUGCUAUCGAUGGACACCAGAGGGGUGAUGUGCUGGAGGUCCCCAGCACAGCCCCUGUGGGGCCAGCAGUGCCUGGAAGACUUUGGGUUGCUCUGAACUCUGACCCAAACUCCCAUUUCCUCAUCAUGUUGUUGGCUUGAGUGGUGCUGUUUGCCCUCCUGUUGUGCCUCAUUCAGUGCUGACACUAGGCUGGAGAGCUGCUGCUCUGGUACUGCGGGACUGCUUGAGGGGUGGAGUCUUGCUUGUCCACGAGGAUGAAGCUGAGAGAAGUUGUAGCCUUUUCCUGGACUUUUUUCUAUUAAGGAGCUGGGGGAGAGGACCCUUGCCUGGCUCUGCGGAGUGAGCAGCUUCUGUUGUCUCUGGGAUGUGGGGAUGUCCUGGCAGUGCCACAUGGUGCUGCAGGACAUGUCGCUGCUCUUGAGGGACUCAGCGCUGCCAGGUCUCAGCACUUUUACUGGGUUCAUCUCCUGCCCUGCUGCAUUUGGACUCUGGAAACUGGCGCAAGAUGGUCCCAGGUGGAGUAGGGAUGGGGUCCACCUCCCACCUUGUAACAUGAUGCACUUUGCUGUCAAUGAAGCUGGCAAGCUCCCAGCACUAAAUGUUUAUUUAUAAAAAUGCUAUUAAGGCUGCCUGGGGGAGGGGAAAUACCUGUCUACACCAGGUCUACCUGGUAAUACCAGUCUAUAAAUGUAACUGAAUAAACACCUGUAACUGAAUAAACACCUGUCUUGUGUAAGGGAA
This is a messenger RNA of Cygnus atratus (black swan), 1961 nucleotides long. RefSeq names its product cyclin dependent kinase inhibitor 1A (gene CDKN1A). Bases 171 to 623 code for a protein of 150 amino acids. Gene Ontology annotation, cellular component: nucleus. Gene Ontology annotation, biological process: regulation of mitotic cell cycle; signal transduction by p53 class mediator. The record is from RefSeq and is a predicted model, not a curated record. Gene Ontology annotation, molecular function: cyclin-dependent protein serine/threonine kinase inhibitor activity. The transcript is spliced from 3 exons. Lineage: Eukaryota; Metazoa; Chordata; Aves; Anseriformes; Anatidae.